GCUACAUCUCGCUUCAACAAGCAUUAAAACUGGUACAAAUCAUGAUUGGAGCAGGCAAGGUUGAGAAGCGGAACCGACCGCCAAAGUCCUGCGAGCCGUGUCGGACACGAAAGUUGAAGUGUAAUAGGAGUCUACCUUGCGACUCAUGCAUCAAAAGGAACAAGCAAACGCUCUGCCACUAUGCUUCCAACGCUGACAGACACGAUAAGCGCGGCGAGAAGAAUGAAUCUGUUGCUGAUCGGCUCAAGAACCUGGAGAGUCUGAUUGCUACGGUGGCUCAGGAGAGCCAGAAGAAAGAUUCAUUGUCUGCGCUUUCUCUCAAUGAGAACUCACUUCAAAAGGAAUAUCAAAUACCGAGUCCAAGAAAUGCUCAGCCUUCUCAAAACUUCAGAUCAGAGGCUGUCGCUCACAACGACGACAACAUCGCCAGCGGCCUCGUGGGCCAAGUCGACUCGAGCCACUGGUCGUCUAUCCUCGAGAACAUCAGAGCCAUUCGUGAUGAGUUACCUGCCGCUAGCCCGCAGACCUCGACUCUCAGUUCAGUUACCCUGAAUAAUGAGGUGUCUACGAGUGAGGCAGACUUUGACAUGGGAUCUCCCGACGGCCUGUCAAUUGAGCAUAUCUUAUCAGCCUUGCCGCCACGACACGUUUGUGAUACACUGGUAUCUGUAUUCUUCCUGUCGCACUACGCCAUGAUGCCUAUCCUGCAUCCGAAAAAGUUCCAACAAGAGUAUGAAUCGUUCUGGGACUCGCCAUCAGAAGCCUCCCCGGUGUGGAUCGCACUACUCCUAGCUCUUCUCAGUCUAUCAGCAGGCGUCUACGAAAUCUCAGGAAUGGCCCGCUCCUCUCGAAUUCCAAUCCCCUCCAGCAAAACUCUCUCCAAGAAAACUCAAGAAUGCCUCCUCUUGAGCAACUACACUGCUGCCACUGAACACGCCGUCGAAGCUUUUCUCCUACUUCUCGUCGGAUGCUGGCUUCGCGCCAAGGUUUCAGACACCAAUCUCUGGUUCCUCAUGGGUAAGGUAGUGCAACUUGCGAUCUGCAAAGGUUACCAUCGAGAUUCGACAAAGGUACCAGGCUCCAGGAUUUCUCCGUUCGACGGGGAGAUGAGGAGACGAGUCUGGGUCUGUUUGUACCAGCUUGAUUCUCUAAUGUCGUUCCAGAUGGGUCUGCCAAGCAUGAUACCAUCGGACUUUUGCGAUACAGAGUUGCCGAGGAACUUGAACCAAUCGGACUUUUACCCUGGUAUCGCGGAACUGCCUCCGUCUAGACCUCUUUCUGAGAAUACGACUAUCUCUUAUGCCAUCGUAAAAGCUUCUGUAAUGGCAAUGUUCAAGAAAGUGGUCAGACAUACACGGUCACUUACGCCACCGUCGUACGAAGAGACAGUUGCACUGGACGCUGAAGUCCGGGCAGCCUACGACAAAAUAUCCGAUAGCUUCAAGUACAAACCACUCACUAGCUUCAUCGUUGACGAGGUCAGUAUCAUAAUGAGCAGAACUACCAUAGAGCUGCUGCACCUCAAGAGCAUUAUCGUUCUUCACCGUCAAUACUUGACAGAUCGACAAGACGGUCGCUUUGCGUUCUCCAGAAAGGCCUCUCUUGAUGCAGCGGAAAGACUACUUGAGAGACAGGCUGAGAUACACCAGAUUACUCUACCAGGUGGCUUGUUGCAUGAUAAGAAGUGGAUGAUCACGUCCUUGACACUAAGUGACUUUACUCUAGCUGCUAUGGUUAUCUGCUUGGAUCUAACCAUAAGUAUACGAAAUGGUACGAGAAUGAGUGCCUAUCUCGAGGAUGUCGAGUUACGCAAAUAUCUGGUGAUUGUCGAAAGGGCCCAUGAAAUAUGGUCCAGUUCGUCAGAAACGUCUGAGGGACGAAUAGUUUCUCAUGCCCUAGACUCAACUAUACGGCGAGUCAACGAGUUUAUCAACACGUCAUCAACCGCAAUGGCUGCUCAGAGCUGGCCGGCUUCUGCGACGACAAACACAGAAACACCAGACUAUCUGACGCACAAUUUCGCGGAUCAGAUGGCAGACUUCGACAUGAUUGACAGCAUAGACUGGAGCCUUCUCGAUAAUCAGAUCCAAGAUCCUAGCAGUAUACAAGACUUCGCUCUAGACAUGUGGCUUAUGGACACGGCUGGGCCUUUGGAAUCUCUGUGAUGAUUGGUGUCAGAUGGUUUCUCCGAGAAGUGGCGUUGCUGAAGGAUUCGUGACUGAGAUUCGAGGCACGCGUAACGGAUAUUGUGGCUUGCGGCUGAAGACCAGAGGGCAUAACUCGAAGAACGGACGGCCCGAGGCCCUCCCUUCUCAGCCGUUCACUUGUUUCAGAUUAUCGAGAGGCCAAAUCGAAUGCCACUUUGGACAAUCCGUGGCAUGGUAUGGUCGACCUACCGAGUAAUUUCGCCACCAUACAACGGAGUCGAGGCGCCAGAUAGGUAUUCAUCCAGGGCAAUGCAUUGAUUAGGGCUUCUUACUGGCUCAACGUUGGAGCUAUAUAUGCAUGUCUCAGAAUCAUGGAAGAUAGUCAUCCAAAUUCGUCAAAUGUGGCUGACAUGGUUGAAGCUGAGCUGCUACUCCGGCUGGCUGAACGCGUGCCAGCCAAGGUCAGGGAGUCAAGGCGCGAUUAACGAGAAUUUAAUUCGGAAAUUCAAUAAUGAACUUGAGAGGGCCAAUUCAUGAUGGCUUCAAGUUUCGUUCUUGCUGUUAAUUCC
Messenger RNA from Fusarium odoratissimum NRRL 54006, 2716 nucleotides. RefSeq lists its product as uncharacterized. The record is from RefSeq and is a predicted model, not a curated record. The transcript is spliced from 6 exons. Gene Ontology annotation, molecular function: zinc ion binding; DNA binding; DNA-binding transcription factor activity, RNA polymerase II-specific. The coding region runs from base 42 to 2165 and encodes 707 amino acids. Gene Ontology annotation, cellular component: nucleus. Gene Ontology annotation, biological process: DNA-templated transcription; regulation of DNA-templated transcription. Lineage: Eukaryota; Fungi; Ascomycota; Sordariomycetes; Hypocreales; Nectriaceae.